AUGGAGCCGUUGUUUACCUGUGUCUCCAAUAAUGCCCAUCACCUCUAUACCCUACUCUCUUGCAUUGGCUUUGCCUCCAAGGCCACGGUCCAAAUCACACCCGAUGGCCUACGAUUCUCGGUAGAGGAAGGCCGCGUCAUCCAAGGCCUAGCUUUCCUCGAUAAAUCCCUUUUCAGCAGCUACACUUUCAACGAACAACCCGUCCCAUAUAACCAAGAAUCAAUCGAAAAUGACGAUUCCUCCGAGGACAUUACCUAUCCGCACUUCGUUGUUUCGCUCUCCGCUCUGCUCGAAACGUUGAAAAUCUUCGGCAUCAACGAUCUCAACGAACCCAAUGGCAUUCGAGAUACCAAUCUUCCACAGACAAACCCUGCAUCAAGUGCAUUUAGCGCUCCCACAUUGCUCAUGGACCGCUCGUGUACCUUGCAAUAUGCACAGCACGGCAGCCCUCUGAGCAUCGCGAUCACCGAAUCUGGCGUCAAAACUACCUGCGAACUAGUGACCUAUGAGGCAGAAGGCGCGACUGACAUCCCCCUUCAACGCGACGCCAUCAUCAUGAAAAUAAUCAUGCGCUCAGCCUGGCUACACAACGCCAUUGCCGAACUCGAUUCCUCAAAUCCAACAAUUCUAAAGCUAUCCGCAUCUGCCACGCGGGAACCCUUUUUCGCGCUUUCUGGUGCCGGUGGUCCCUUCAGUGAAUCCACAGUCGAAUUCUCAGUUGACCAGAAUAAUGAAAUCGUCGGUGGUGCCAGUCAAGCCGGACCGCAGUCGCAGUCUCACAAGGUCUUGGCCGAUGAUGGCUCUUCACGCGUACGCGCAACGAGGGCAAAGUUGGCACCGACUGUUACAGAGACUUUCCUCGUGUCCCCACCGUCUUCAAUGGGGGAGCGGAUCGCGCAGAACUAUCGGUUUGCUCUUAUCAGGAAGGCGGCGCGUGCUAUGUCUGUUGCGAACAAAGCGAGUAUCCGAGGCGAUCGACAGGGCGUGCUCAGCUUGCAGUUCAUGAUCGAAUUGGACGAUAAUAAUGCGGUUGGUAGGCCUGUCGGUGCUGGUGUGAAAGCCCCGGCAGGCCCAGUGUGCUUUGUGGAUUUUCGUUUCGUGCCACUUCUUGAUGAAGAGGAUGCUGAAUUGGAUGUACCGGUUGAUAAUGAGUAG
Molecule: messenger RNA, 1155 nt
Organism: Penicillium waksmanii
Lineage: Eukaryota; Fungi; Ascomycota; Eurotiomycetes; Eurotiales; Aspergillaceae
Product: putative DNA repair protein Rad1
Exons: 1
Coding region: 1-1155 (384 amino acids)
Biological process (GO): DNA repair; DNA damage checkpoint signaling
Cellular component (GO): checkpoint clamp complex
Source: RefSeq, a predicted model, not a curated record